Molecule: messenger RNA, 543 nt
Organism: Lactuca virosa
Lineage: Eukaryota; Viridiplantae; Streptophyta; Magnoliopsida; Asterales; Asteraceae
Source: the annotation of a GenBank genome assembly
AUGCCGCCAAUUGGCUUUUAUGAUGUCGCUGAUGAAAGUUCAAUAGUUGAGCAACCUAAAUUCCCAACCACCAUCGAGGAAAUGGAAGGUGAAAGAAGGGCCGAUAGAGAGGCCCGUUUGAGAAAGCAGGACAUUGCGAAGAACAAAAUAGCAUGGAGACAAGAUGCUCCAUCUGCUAUACUCCAAGCAAACAAAGUAAACGCUCCAGAAACUUAUAGAAAAAGGCCGAAGAUGAACCUCCCGACACCACAGAUUCCAGAUUAUGAAUUACAACACAUCGCAAAAAUGGGUCUUCCAGACGCCAUGUCAAGGAAUGAUUACGACACAUCUGCAAGGAAAGAAAGAUAUGAUUAUGAUGGAGGCCGUAAAUUAGACGAGGCAAAAGGUGGGAUUUCCAGCAAGGUAACACAUGAUUUUAUCAUUCUUCCCCACAACUUGCAAUACAAUAAGGAGCUUAAGGAAGAAUUGAGAUGCACCUCCAAUGCUAGGAUAUUGCAAUUUCUCCAACCCUCAACUUCUGGGAAAUCUCUUUUAAUGCAAUGA